ACAACCAGCAACGCAAGCAAUGUUCAGCACACACGAGCUAGAACAAUGGACGAGUAGAGACUGAACAACAGAGAAGCAGAAUUCAUCUUCAAUUUUCUUCCAUUUCAUCUAAAAAGUAUGUCUCGCCGCGUCAGACCUGGCUACCAUCGACAAGAAAUCAACAAAACCUCAUGGGAGGUACCGGAUCGGUACCGCGAGUUGAAGCAGGUGGGGACGGGGGCUUACGGGACUGUGUGCUCCGCAGUGGACGUCAGAACCAAAACCAAAGUGGCCAUCAAGAAGCUGUAUCGGCCUUUCCAGUCGGAACUGUUUGCCAAACGGGCCUACAGGGAGCUACGACUUCUCAAACACAUCAAGCAUGAAAAUGUGAUCGGCCUCUUGGAUGUGUUCACGGCGGACCUUUCUUUGGACAGAUUUAAUGAUUUCUACCUGGUUAUGCCGUUCAUGGGGACAGACUUGGGCAAAGUGAUGAAACUGCAGAGGCUGUCUGAAGAAAAAAUCCAAUAUUUGGUCUAUCAAAUUCUCAAAGGUCUCAAGUUUAUUCAUUCUGCUGGGAUCAUUCACAGGGACCUCAAACCAGGAAAUCUUGCCAUUAACCAAGACUGUGAGCUCAAGAUUUUGGACUUCGGUUUAGCGCGUCAGGCCGACAGCGAGAUGACGGGCUACGUGGUGACGCGCUGGUACCGAGCCCCGGAGGUCAUCUUGAGUUGGAUGCACUACAGUCAGACCGUGGAUAUUUGGUCAGUCGGUUGCAUCAUGGCGGAGAUGUUACAAGGAAAACCCCUCUUUAAAGGCAAUGACCAUCUCGAUCAGCUGACUGAAAUCAUGAAAAUCACUGGAACGCCAUCUCAGGAAUUGAUGGGCAAACUACAAUCAGAAGAUGCUAAAAACUACAUCAAAAGUAUUAAAAAAGUAGAAAAGAAAGACCUUCGCAAAGUCUUCUCCAACGCCAAUCCACAAGCCGUGUCCGUGCUGGAGCGGAUGCUAUUGCUGGAUCCGGAUGAGCGGACGACUGCGGCGGACGCCCUCACGCUGCCGUAUUUCAGGGAAUUUCGGGAACCGGAAGAGGAGACAGAAGCGCAGCCGUACGACGACUCUUUGGAUAACGCGGAUCUGCCUUUGGAACAGUGGAAACGUCACACCUUCACGGAAAUAUUAACUUUCAAGCCUUUUGUGAUGGAAUCCAAGGAAACCUCUUUGUAAGACAUAAAAAAUGCCAAUGUAUUAGCCUUUACAUACAAUUGGUUUUGUUUUAUCACCUCAGGUACUUCAAUUUCAUUCAAUAUUUGUAUAUAUUUUCUGCUAUGGAAUUGAUCACGAGUAGCUAGCUAUAGCUGUCAAUGUUGGACGCAUGUUCAGUAAAUACAACCAUUCUCAUGUGUAAAACAUCAUGCAUUUUUCAUGUUUGUGUCUCUUUGAGAAUCAUAA
Molecule: messenger RNA, 1428 nt
Organism: Corythoichthys intestinalis (scribbled pipefish)
Lineage: Eukaryota; Metazoa; Chordata; Actinopteri; Syngnathiformes; Syngnathidae
Gene: mapk12a
Product: mitogen-activated protein kinase 12a
Exons: 12
Coding region: 118-1203 (361 amino acids)
Biological process (GO): protein phosphorylation; intracellular signal transduction
Cellular component (GO): nucleus; cytoplasm
Molecular function (GO): MAP kinase activity; ATP binding
Source: RefSeq, a predicted model, not a curated record